AUGAUUCCCGACUUAGAACCACCCGACGGCCUCCUUCCAAAUCAUUCUGUCAAUCUCGGGGGCGGUUACGUUCUCCUCAGGGCUCGUGACAGAUAUAGCUAUCGUCCCGGUGAAGCCGAGCUGCGAUUGAUUAGUCGAUUCCUGGAUGCACCUGUUCCAAAGUUCAAGCGCUGGGCGAGACUGCGCCUUCCAAAUGGGCAGGUUGCUCGCUGUGCAUGGAAGGAGACACUCAAGCCUGCAGAGAAAGUUCGCAUGGCACGAAACAUCAAGGUCACAAUCAAUGACAGGAGCGAAAUUGCAGAAGUGCUGUACUACGCCCAGCUUGCAGUGAAGCUAGAGUACAAUGAGGACGGGGUCUAUCGGUUCAUCACAGUCGCAAUGGUCUCAGUUUAUUCUCGCCCAGACCCAGAACUACUCCAGAAGUCUUCACAGACUGUCUGGUCAUGCCAACAUCAUGGUGACCAGGCACUACAACUUGUCAGCGUGAAAUCAAUCCACUCAGUGGUAGCUAUGGUACCUCACCGUCCUGUACUCCCAUCCGGAGUCGAAGAGGAUCGCUUUUUUCUGCUUGAAAAGCCAGGGCUUGGUUUGCUCACUGUUGACGAGGAGACAGAAGAUGAAGGAGACGGGGAUGAGUAG
Molecule: messenger RNA, 639 nt
Organism: Suillus clintonianus
Lineage: Eukaryota; Fungi; Basidiomycota; Agaricomycetes; Boletales; Suillaceae
Exons: 3
Coding region: 1-639 (212 amino acids)
Source: RefSeq, a predicted model, not a curated record